CACUCUACCAAGGUGGCAGCAAUGGCGGAGGCAGCAGCUAUCACCAUCGACUGAUCCUCACGUUCUCCUUCCACGUAGAGGAAUGAUGUUGAAAUCGAUGACUUUGGGAUCCUUAUAGAUUGUUAUUAUACAAUGAACACCACUGUUACACCAUCAGACCUGGUGGAUGUGCCAAGACAGCAGAACUUCAAUGGCACCCUGGGCACACAGACCCCGUCGGGUUGGGCGGUGAUCCACACUGCUACCUUGACCUUUUGCUCUCUCCUCCUCAUCUUCAUCUUCUGCCUCGGGUCUUACGGCAACCUCGUGGUGUUCCUGUCCUUUUUCGACCCCGUGUUUCGCAAGUUCCGCACCAACUUUGACUUCAUGAUCCUCAACCUGUCCUUCUGUGACUUGUUCAUCUGCUGCGUGACGGCUCCCAUGUUUGCACUGGUGCUCUUCUUGGAUGCAGGCGGAGGGGCCGGCGUGUCGAAGAGCUUCUGCUUUGCUUUCCACUUGACCAGCUCGGGCUUCAUCAUCAUGUCCCUGGAGACGGUUGCUGUCAUUGCUUUGCACAGACUGCGAAUGGUUUUGGGACAGCAGCCCAACCGCACCGCCUCCUUCCCGUGCACGCUGGCCCUCACCGCCCUACUGUGGACAUCCAGCUUCACCAUGGCCGCCCUCCUUACCAUGCGAGCCUACCCGCGUAGAGAUGGACCCUGCUUGCCCCACUUCGGCCUGGGAGGUGGACAGGCCAGGGUUGUGCUGUACGUCUACCUGGCCGACUUUGCCUUCUGCGUUGCCGUGGUGUCUGUGUCCUAUCUGAUGAUUGCUCAGACGCUGAGAAAGAACGCACAGGUGAGGAAAUGUCCCAUCAUCGCCGUAGAUGCCACAUGCCCUCCGCCCCCACCACCUCUCAUCGCGGCAGGCUUUGAGAGCAUGCAGUGUGCUGUUCAAGGCCCCUCUCUGUACCGUAACCAGACUUACAACAAACUGCAGAACGUUCAGACACACUCUUACGCCAACAAGACCGGCCAGCCACUGGUACCAGGGGCUGCACAAGGAGCCACCUGCUGUCAGCUGGUGUCUACAGUCAACCUGGCCACAGCCAAAGACUCUAAGGCGGUUGUCACCUGCGUGGUUAUAGUGUUCUCCGUGCUGCUUUGCUGCUUGCCGAUGGGAGUUUCACUGGCACAGGAUGUUUUGUCGCCAGAGAGUAGCUUUGCACAUUACCAGUUUGAACUCUGCGGCUUUGUGCUGAUUUUUCUCAAGUCGGGCAUCAAUCCCUUUGUGUACUCGCGCAACAGUGCAGGCCUCCGCCGCCGCGUGCUGUGCUGUAUUCAGUGGGCAGCGCUGGGCUUUCUCUGUUGCAAGCAAAAGACUCGCCUGCAUGCGAUGGGGAAGGGCAGCCUGGAAGUCAAUCGGAAUAAAUCCUCCCAUCACGAGACCAACUCGGCCUACGUACUGUCCCCCAAGCCACAGAGGAGGCUGGUAGACCAGGCGUGCGGGCCCAGUCACUCCAGGGAUUGUGCGGGUAGUCCAAAGGCCACAGGUGUGCGCAAGCCUCGCCCCCCGAGCACCUCUACGCCUAUCAACACCCGCAUUGAGCCCUACUACAGUAUAUACAACAGCAGUCCCUCCGCAGGGCCCAGCUCCCCCACCAGCCUGCAGCCUGUCAGCUCUCAGACAUUUGCCUUUGCCAAGUCUUAUGUAGCCAUGCACUACCACACUCACCAAGACGCACUACAAGACUUUGAAAGCACCUCAGUGCACCAGAUUCCCAUCCCCUCAGUCUAAUCUAAAACAGGAAGGUUUGGACAAUCUCGCCAUGGCUUUAGAUCCAACGUGAAUAAAAAUGAACUUGAAAACAGCCCAUUUCAUGUAUUUGGAAUCUAUAUUAACCUUUUGUUCUCUUCUACAGUGGAAAUACAUGUUACGUUUUCUUGAGUGGAAAAAUUCAAAAAAACAGGACUUUCAGCCUUGCCAUGGAAACUAAAACCAAGCAAUAGAUUUGUAAUGAAAGUUAUUUACUGUUAUGGAAUUGACUUUUUUCUUUUACAGAUGCUGCAUUUUCACAUAAAUCUGCCCCUGUGUUGCGCACGCAUGUGCCAUUGUAACCCAAGACUCUGUAGGUUUUCAUUGCAGCCAAAAGACUGCAGUCGCUGGUUUCACUGCUGCCUCCUCUGUGGUUGUGCGCUGCUGUGGGGUCAGGCUGCUGUGAAACCCUGCA
Morone saxatilis (striped sea-bass) is the source of this 2209-nucleotide messenger RNA. RefSeq names its product G protein-coupled receptor 75 (gene gpr75). Gene Ontology annotation, molecular function: C-C chemokine receptor activity. Gene Ontology annotation, cellular component: membrane. Lineage: Eukaryota; Metazoa; Chordata; Actinopteri; Moronidae. Gene Ontology annotation, biological process: G protein-coupled receptor signaling pathway. The record is from RefSeq and is a predicted model, not a curated record.